This is a messenger RNA of Carica papaya (papaya), 674 nucleotides long. NCBI's taxonomy places the organism in Eukaryota, Viridiplantae, Streptophyta, Magnoliopsida, Brassicales, Caricaceae. The record is from RefSeq and is a predicted model, not a curated record.
AGACUUUGCCGAUCAUCAAAGCUGUGGUACGUGCUUUCAAAAACCUUGGCUGAAGAUUCUGCCUGGAAAUUUGCAAAAGAGAAGGGUAUGGAACUGGUUACCAUAAACCCAGCAAUGGUGAUUGGUCCUCUCUUACAGCCAACUCUUAAUACCAGUGCUGCAGCAGUUUUAAGCUUAAUUAAAGGAGCACAUACCUUCCCGAAUGCAACUUUUGGAUGGGUCAAUGUUAAAGAUGUUGCUAAUGCACAUAUUCAAGCAUUUGAAAUUCCAUCAGCCAGUGGAAGAUAUUGUUUGGUUGAGAGAGUUGCACAUUAUUCGGAAGUUGUGAAGAUUUUACGCCAGUACUACCCUGCUUUCCAACUUCCAGAGAAGUGUGCAGAUGACAAGCCAUAUGUGCCGACAUAUCAGGUGUCGAAAGAAAGAGCAAAAGAGCUGGGUAUUGAGUUCAUUCCAUUGGAAGUGAGCAUCAAGGAAACAGUUGAGACGUUGAAGGAAAAGGGAUUUGUGCAGUUCUGAGUCUUUUCUUAUAUAGUUUGUUUGGAAAUAAAAUGACGGUGACCUCCUAUCAAACCUUUUGUCUUAUGCUGGUCGCUGCUUUUUUAUCAUAUCCAUGGAGUCCCUUGCUUCUUGUUUAUACUUAUCUAUAUACAUCUCUUAGCUUCAUUAUGCGAACA